UCGGCACGUGACUUGUUUCCAGUCGGUGUGUUAUUGUUGACGGACGUGCGUCACUCCUUUCGGCAAACAAGCAAAAUAAGCGAUCAGUGUGCCUGCUGCACCUGCCGGGUGGUCAGGCGUAAGAAUGGAGUUUGCAGAGUUGAUCAAGACGCCCCGGGUGGACGGGGUGGUCCUCCAUCGGCCCUUUAUGCCCACCGUGGAGGGAACCUUGUGCCUGACGGGCCACCACCUCAUCCUCUCCUCCAGGCAGGACAACACGGAGGAGCUGUGGCUGCUUCACUCCAACAUUGACUCCAUAGAAAAGAGGUUUGUAGGUUCUAUAGGUAGGAUCAUAGUCAAAUGUAAAGACCUGAGAGUGAUCCAGCUGGAUAUUCCUGGUAUGGAGGAGUGUAUCAACAUUGUUAGCUCGACUGAGGCCCUCUCGACACUUGAUUCCGUCUCCCUGAUGUACCCUUUCUUCUACCGGCCCAUGUUCGAGGUUAUCCAUGACGGAUGGAAUUGUUUCCGUCCUCAAGAUGCUUUUAAAGACCUUGAGUCCAUGACCGAUGAGUGGCGGCUGAGUGAAGUCAACAAGGACUUCAGCGUGUGCCCAUCCUAUCCUCCCCUGCUGGCGGUGCCCAAGGGCAUCGAUGACGACUCGCUGAGAGUGGCGGCAUCGUUCCGUCACGGCGGCCGCUUUCCCGUGCUCAGCUACUACCACAAGAAGAACGGCAUGGUGAUGAUGCGAGCGGCUCAGCCUCUCACCGGCACCAACGGGCGGCGGUGCAAGGAAGACGAGAAGCUCAUCAACGCCACCCUGAGGCCAGGCAAGCGCGGCUACGUCAUCGACACGCGCGCCAUCAACGUGGCCCAGCAGGCCAAAGCCAAAGGAGGAGGCUUCGAGUCCGAGGCCAACUACCCGCAGUGGAGGAGGAUCCACAAGGCCAUCGAAAGGUUCGGUGUUCUGCAGGAAAGUCUGAUCAAGCUGGUGGAGGCAUGUAACGACCAGUCGCACAACAUGGACCGCUGGCUCAGCAAGCUGGAGGCGUCCAACUGGCUGGGCCACGUCAAGGAGAUCCUGACCACCGCCUGCCUGGCAGCCCAGUGCAUCGACAGGGAGGGAGCGUCCGUCCUCGUCCACGGCACAGAAGGCACCGACUCCACUCUCCAAAUCGCCUCCUUGGCUCAGAUCAUCUUGGAUCCGGGCUGCAGGACCAUCCGAGGCUUCCAGGGCCUGGUGGAGCGGGAGUGGCUCCAGGCGGGUCACCCCUUCCAGCAGCGUUGCGCCCAGUCGGCCUAUUCCAGCGGCAAACCUCGCCAGGAGGCUCCCGUCUUCCUGCUCUUCCUGGACUGCGUGUGGCAGAUCCUCCGGCAGUUUCCCUGUUCCUUUGAGUUUGGCGAGUCCUUCCUGGUGCUGCUUUUUGAGCACUCGUACGCUUCCCAGUUUGGCACUUUUCUGGGCAACAGUGCGGCAGAGAGGGCCAAACUGUCCGUGUCUGACAAGACGGCGUCGCUGUGGUCGUGGGUGAAUCGGCCGCAGGAGCUGGAGCGUCUGUGCAACCCGCUCUACGAGGCCAACGGUCUGGUCAUCUGGCCCUCGGUGGCCCCGCAGAGCCUGCUGCUGUGGGAGGGAGUGUUCCUCCGCUGGAACCGCUCGUCCAAGUGCCUGGACGAGGCCCACGAGGAAAUGGUGCACAUCAUCGAGUACAACAAGGAGCUCCAGAAGCGGGUCAACCUCCUGCGCCGGCAGCUGGCCCAGUUGGAGACGCAAGAUCCGCUCCUGCAAACGCCCUAGAAGCGCCCGCCGGCCGGCCCGCCCGCCGGCAGGCAGGUAGAAAACCAGACGCGCCUCAUCCACUUCCAAAUCAAUGCGAUUGUUUUAUGUUGACGUCACACGGCUGGCUGCUCUUUGCAUUGCCGUUCAUUUGCUCGCGCCGAACAUUCCUCACACGACAGCGGACGGACCCACAUAACCUGUCUGUCCUACAGAACGUAAAGUAGUUGCUGCGGGGGCACUCCACUGGUCACCAUAGCAACCAUUGGCUGCCAUAAGGCAGAAGAUGACUUAUUGCGGCGGCAACAUAAGCGUAGCGAGCGUAGGCGGGGUCAGUGAGUGGGCGCUUUUACGCUUCAUCUUGAUUGUCCAAAGUUAAUCGCAGCCGCUACUUCACGUUCGGUGUUCUCGUCACAUUGUCGAGUCACUCGUCAUCUCAUCUCAGAGCAUCGCUGCAGAACACUAAUUUGUUUGACCAAUGCAGGUCAUGGAGAAAGAAGAAAAUGUGAUUAUUUUCCAGCUAUCUUAUUUUUGUUAUGGUUUACCGUGCAGCUUAAAGUUGAUUUGAAUUGCAAUCGUGCACUUCAAUCCUCAAAUAUGGUGGCAUAACAUUCCGUAUGUAUUCCUGUGCUUAAAAUUCAAAUUGUAUGUUUCCAGUUCCCACACGCACA
Messenger RNA from Syngnathus acus (greater pipefish), 2424 nucleotides. RefSeq names its product myotubularin related protein 9 (gene mtmr9). The record is from RefSeq and is a predicted model, not a curated record. Gene Ontology annotation, biological process: negative regulation of autophagy. Lineage: Eukaryota; Metazoa; Chordata; Actinopteri; Syngnathiformes; Syngnathidae. Bases 125 to 1774 code for a protein of 549 amino acids. The transcript is spliced from 11 exons.